AUGCCCUCAUGCCCUCAUGCCCUCAUGCCCUCAUGCCCUCACGCCAUCAUGCCCUCAUGCCCUCAUGCCCUCAUCCCCUCAUGCCCUCAUGCCUUCAUGCCCUCAUGCCCUCACGCCCUCAUGCCCUCAUGCCCUCAUGCCCUCAUGCCCUCAUGCCCUCAUGCCCUCACGCCCUCAUGCCCUCACGCCCUCAUGCCCUCAUGCCCUCAUGCCCUCACGCCCUCAUGCCCUCAUGCCCUCACGCCCUCACGCCCUCACGCCCUCAUGCCCUCAUGCCCUCAUGCCCUCAUGCCCUCAUGCCCUCAUGCCCUCAUGCCCUCACGCCCUCAUGCCCUCAUGCCCUCAUGCCCUCAUGCCCUCAUGCCCUCACGCCCUCAUGCCCUCAUGCCCUCAUGCCCUCAUCCCCUCAUGCCCUCAUGCCCUCAUGCCCUCAUGCCCUCAUGCCCUCACGCCCUCAUGCCCUCACGCCCUUAUGCCCUCAUGCCCUCAUGCCCUCAUCCCCUCAUGCCCUCAUGCCCUCAUGCCCUCAUGCCCUCAUGCCCUCACGCCCUCAUGCCCUCAUGCCCUCAUGCCCUCAUGCCCUCACGCCCUCAUGCCCUCACGCCCUCAUGCCCUCACGCCCUCAUGCCCUCAUGCCCUCAUGCCCUCAUGUACUCCUGCCCUCAUGUACUCAUGCACUCAUGCACUCAUGCCCUCAUGCCCUCAUGCACUCAUGCCCUCAUGCCCUCAUGCCCUCAUGCUCUCAUGCCCUCAUGCCCUCACGCCCUCAUGCCCUCAUGCCCUCAUGCCCUCAUCCUUUCAUGCCCUCAUGCCCUCAUGCCCUCAUGCCCUCAUGCCCUCACGCCAUCAUGCCCUCAUGCCCUCAUGCCCUCAUCCCCUCAUGCCCUCAUGCCCUCAUGCCUUCAUGCCCUCAUGCCCUCACGCCCUCAUGCCCUCAUGCCCUCAUGCCCUCAUGCCCUCAUGCCCUCACGCCCUCAUGCCCUCACGCCCUCAUGCCCUCAUGCCCUCAUGCCCUCAUGCCCUCACGCCCUCAUGCCCUCAUGCCCUCACGCCCUCAUGCCCUCAUGCCCUCAUGCCCUCACGCCCUCAUGCCCUCAUGCCCUCAUGCCCUCACGCCCUCAUGCCCUCAUGCCCUCAUGCCGUCAUCCCUCAUGCCCUCAUGCCCUCAUGCCCUCAUGCCCUCACGCCCUCAUGCCCUCACGCCCUCAUGCCCUCAUGCCCUCAUGCCCUCAUGCCCUCACGCCCUCAUGCCCUCAUGCCCUCACGCCCUCAUGCCCUCAUGCCCUCAUGCCCUCACGCCCUCAUGCCCUCAUGCCCUCAUGCCCUCACGCCCUCAUGCCCUCAUGCCCUCAUGCCCUCAUCCCCUCAUGCCCUCAUGCCCUCAUGCCCUCAUGCCCUCACGCCCUCAUGCCCUCAUGCCCUCAUGCCCUUAUGCCCUCAUGCCCUCACGCCCUCAUGCCCUCAUGCCUUCAUGCCCUCAUGCCCUCAUGCCCUCAUGCCCUCAUGCCUUCAUGCCCUCAUGCCCUCAUGCCCUCAUGCCCUCACGCCCUCAUGCCCUCACGCCCUCAUGCCCUCACGCCCUCAUGCCCUCAUGCCCUCAUGCCCUCACGCCCUCAUGCCCUCAUGCCCUCACGCCCUCAUGCCCUCAUGCCCUCAUGCCCUCACGCCCUCAUGCCCUCAUGCCCUCAUGCCCUCACGCCCUCAUGCCCUCAUGCCCUCAAGCCGUCAUCCCCUCAUGCCCUCAUGCCCUCAUGCCCUCAUGCCCUCACGCCCUCAUGCCCUCAUGCCCUCACGCCCUUAUGCCCUCAUGCCCUCAUGCCUUCACGCCCUUAUGCCCUUAUGCCCUCAUGCCCUCAUGCCCUCAUGCCCUCAUGCCCUCAUGCCCUCACGCCCUCAUGCCCUCACGCCCUCAUGCCCUCAUGCCCUCAUGCCCUCAUGCCCUCACGCCCUCAUGCCCUCAUGCCCUCACGCCCUCAUGCCCUCAUGCCCUCAUGCCCUCACGCCCUCAUGCCCUCAUGCCCUCAUGCCCUCACGCCCUCAUGCCCUCAUGCCCUCAUGCCCUCAUCCCCUCAUGCCCUCAUGCCCUCAUGCCCUCAUGCCCUCACGCCCUCAUGCCCUCACGCCCUCAUGCCCUCAUGCCCUCAUGCCCUCAUGCCCUCACGCCCUCAUGCCCUCACGCCCUCAUGCCCUCAUGCCCUCAUGCCCUCAUGCCCUCACGCCCUCACGCCAUCAUGCCCUCAUGCCCUCAUGCCCUCACGCCCUCAUGCCCUCAUGCCCUCAUGCCCUCACGCCCUCAUGCCCUCAUGCCCUCAUGCCCUCAUCCCCUCAUGCCCUCAUGCCCUCAUGCCCUCAUGCCCUCACGCCCUCAUGCCCUCAUGCCCUCACGCCCUUAUGCCCUCAUGCCCUCAUGCCCUCACGCCCUCAUGCCCUUAUGCCCUCAUGCCCUCAUGCCCUCAUGCCCUCACGCCCUCAUGCCCUCAUGCACUCAUGCCCUCAUGCCCUCAUGCCCUCAUGCCCUCACGCCCUCAUGCCCUCAUGCCCUCACGCCCUCAUGCCCUCAUGCCCUCAUGCCCUCACGCCCUCAUGCCCUCAUGCCCUCACGCCCUCAUGCCCUCAUGCCCUCAUGCCCUCAUCCCCUCAUGCCCUCAUGCCCUCAUGCCCUCAUGCCCUCACGCCCUCAUGCCCUCACGCCCUCAUGCCCUCAUGCCCUCAUGCCCUCAUGCCCUCACGCCCUCAUGCCCUCAUGCCCUCACGCCCUCAUGCCCUCAUGCCCUCAUGCCCUCACGCCCUCAUGCCCUCAUGCCCUCAUGCCCUCACGCCCUCAUGCCCUCAUGCCCUCAUGCCGUCAUCCCCCUCAUGCCCUCAUGCCCUCAUGCCCUCAUGCCCUCACGCCCUCAUGCCCUCAUGCCCUCACGCCCUUAUGCCCUCAUGCCCUCACGCCCUCAUGCCCUCAUGCCUUCAUGCCCUCAUGCCCUCAGGCCCUUAUGCCCUCACGCCCUCAUGCCCUCAUGCCCUCAUGCCCCCAUGCCGUCACGCCCUCAUGCCCUCACGCCCUCAUGCCCUCACGCCCUCAUGCCCUCAUGCCCUCAUGCCCUCAUGUACUCCUGCCCUCAUGUACUCAUGCACUCAUGCACUCAUGCCCUCAUGCACUCAUGCCCUCAUGCCCUCAUGCCCUCAUGCCCUCAUGCUCUCAUGCCCUCACGCCAUCAUGCCCUCAUGCCCUCAUGCACUCAUGCCCUCAUGCCCUCACGCCCUCAUGCCCUCAUGCCCUCAUGCCCUCAUGCCCUCAUGCCCUCAUGCACUCAUGCCCUCAUGCCCUCAUGCCCUCAUGCCCUCAUGCACUCAUUCCCUCACGCCAUCAUGCCUUUAUUCCCUCAUGCACUCAUGCCCUCAUGCCCUCACGCCCUCAUGCCCUCAUGCCCUCACGCCCUCAUGCCCUCAUGCCCUCACGCCCUCAUGCCCUCAUGCCCUCACGCCCUCAUGCCCUCAUGCCCUCACGCCCUCAUGCCCUCACGCCCUCAUGCCCUCAUGCCCUCAUGCCCUCACGCCCUCAUGCCCUCAUGCCCUCAUGCCCUCAUGCCCUUAUGCCCUCAUGCCCUCAUGCCCUCAUGCCCUCAUGCACGCAUGCCCUCACACUAUCAUGCCCUCAUGCCCUCAUGCAAUCACGACAUCAUGCCCUCAUGCCCUCAUGCCCUCAUGCCCUUAUGCCCUCAUGCCCUCAUGCCUUCAUGCCCUCAUGCCCUCAUGCCCUCAUGCCCUCAUGCCCUCAUGCCCCUAUGCCCUCAUGAGCUCAUGCCCUCAUGCACUCAUGCCCUCACGCCAUCAUGCCCUCAUGCCCUCAUGCACUCAUGCCCUCAUGCCCUCACGCCCUCAUGCCCUCAUGCCCUCAUGCCCUCACGCCCUCAUGCCCUCAUGCCCUCAUGCCCUCACGCCCUCAUGCCCUCACGCCCUCAUGCCCUCAUGCCCUCAUGCCCUCAUGCCCUCAUGCCCUCAUGCCCUCAUGCCCUCAUGCCCUCAUGCCCUCACGCCCUCAUGCCCUUAUGCCCUCAUGCCCUCAUGCCCUCAUGCCCUCACGCCCUCAUGCCCUCAUGCCCUCACGCUCUGAUGCCCUCAUGCCCUCAUGCCCUCACGCCCUCAUGCCCUCACGCCCUCAUGCCCUCAUCCUUUCAUGCCCUCAUGCCCUCAUGCCCUCAUGCCCUCAUGCCUUCAUGCCCUCAUGCCCUCAUGCCCUCAUGCCCUCACGCCCUCAUGCCCUCAUGCCCUCAUGCCCUCAUGCCCUCACGCCCUCAUGCCCUCACGCCCUCAUGCCCUCACGCCCUCAUGCCCUCAUGCCCUCAUGCCCUCAUGUACUCCUGCCCUCAUGUACUCAUGCACUCAUGCACUCAUGCCCUCAUGCACUCAUGCCCUCAUGCCCUCAUGCCCUCAUGCCCUCAUGCUCUCAUGCCCUCACGCCAUCAUGCCCUCAUGCCCUCAUGCACUCAUGCCCUCAUGCCCUCACGCCCUCAUGCCCUCAUGCCCUCAUGCCCUCAUGCCCUCAUGCCCUCAUGCACUCAUGCCCUCAUGCCCUCAUGCCCUCAUGCCCUCAUGCCCUCAUGCACUCAUUCCCUCACGCCAUCAUGCCUUUAUUCCCUCAUGCACUCAUGCCCUCAUGCCCUCACGCCCUCAUGCCCUCAUGCCCUCACGCCCUCAUGCCCUCAUGCCCUCACGCCCUCAUGCCCUCAUGCCCUCACGCCCUCAUGCCCUCAUGCCCUCACGCCCUCAUGCCCUCACGCCCUCAUGCCCUCAUGCCCUCAUGCCCUCACGCCCUCAUGCCCUCAUGCCCUCAUGCCCUCAUGCCCUUAUGCCCUCAUGCCCUCAUGCCCUCAUGCCCUCAUGCACGCAUGCCCUCACACUAUCAUGCCCUCAUGCCCUCAUGCAAUCACGACAUCAUGCCCUCAUGCCCUCAUGCCCUCAUGCCCUUAUGCCCUCAUGCCCUCAUGCCUUCAUGCCCUCAUGCCCUCAUGCCCUCAUGCCCUCAUGCCCUCAUGCCCCCAUGCCCUCAUGAGCUCAUGCCAUCAUGCACUCAUGCCCUCGCACCAUCAUGCCAUCAUGCCCUCAUGCCCUCAUGCCCUCACGCCCUCACGCCCUCAUGCCCUCAUGCCCUCAUGCCCUCACGCCCUCAUACCUCAUGCCCUCAUGCCCUCACGCCCUCAUGCCCUCACGCCCUCAUGCCCUCAUGCCCUCAUGCCCUCAUGCCCUCAUGCCCUCAUGCCCUCACGCCCUCAUGCCCUUAUGCCCUCAUGCCCUCAUGCCCUCACGCCCUCAUGCCCUCAUGCCCUCAUGCUCUCAUGCCCUCAUGCCCUCAUGCCCUCACGCCCUCAUGCCCUCACGCCCUCAUGCCCUCAUCCUUUCAUGCCCUCAUGCCCUCAUGCCCUCAUGCCCUCACGCCCUCAUGCCCUCAUGCCCUCACGCCAUCAUGCCCUCAUGCCCUCAUGCCCUCAUCCCCUCAUGCCCUCAUGCCCUCAUGCCUUCAUGCCCUCAUGCACUGACGCCCUCACGCCCUCACGCCCUCAUGCCCUCAUGCCCUCAUGCCCUCACGCCCUCAUGCCCUCACGCCCUCAUGCCCUCAUGCCCUCACGCCCUCACGCCCUCAUGCCCUCAUGCCCUCAUGCCCUCACGCCCUCAUGCCCUCACGCCCUAAUACCCUGA
Molecule: messenger RNA, 5688 nt
Organism: Closterium sp. Yama58-4
Lineage: Eukaryota; Viridiplantae; Streptophyta; Zygnematophyceae; Desmidiales; Closteriaceae
Source: the annotation of a GenBank genome assembly